Trichoderma citrinoviride is the source of this 2040-nucleotide messenger RNA. RefSeq lists its product as hypothetical. Bases 1 to 2040 code for a protein of 679 amino acids. The transcript is spliced from 4 exons. NCBI's taxonomy places the organism in Eukaryota, Fungi, Ascomycota, Sordariomycetes, Hypocreales, Hypocreaceae. Gene Ontology annotation, molecular function: DNA-binding transcription factor activity, RNA polymerase II-specific; zinc ion binding. Gene Ontology annotation, biological process: regulation of DNA-templated transcription. The record is from RefSeq and is a predicted model, not a curated record.
AUGUCGCUUACUUCGAGCGAGGGCAAACAUUGGUCGAACAAUGACGAGCCCGGCCCUCCCAGCAUUCAUCGCUUCGCCCUAGACUCGAGGGCGAGACAUACUCGGCGCAGUUCAACUCGUGCCCGCACUGGCUGCCUCACUUGUAUAAAACGACAUGUCAAGUGCGACGAAACUCGACCGGCGUGCCUCAACUGCAUGAAGUGGCGCGGCUACUGCGACUCCUACUCGGACAACCCCUCUUCCGCCUCCUCUUCACAACAUCAAUCUCGUGCCCCGCCGUCCAAGGGCAAACUCAUACACUCCAAAAAGGCACCUCUGCUCAUCAUCGAACCGCUUGUCAACACCAUCCGCUUCGCCAACAAUGACCAGCGAGACUAUUUCGUUGAAUGGUCACAGCUUUCAGUCACCUUUCUAGGGGGCUUCAUCGACCAGACUCGUCUUUGGACAGCCACGAUGCCCCAGGUCACGCUAGAAGAAAACACGCUGCGAUACGGGGCAAUGGCCGUGGGAGCUCUACGAAAGGCGUACCAAGUCCACGGGUCGGAAUCGGGACUCGACAGCAGUAAUCGACACUAUCUGAACGCCGUCGUCUACUAUUGCGAAGCCCUCCGUAUGCAAUCGGAGAUGAAGCCUACGAGAGAGGGCAUGAGAACUGCUCUGCUUUCUUCCCUGCUAUUCAUCUGCUUCGAAACCCAAAGAGGAAACGUACCGGCCGCUCUUAAGCACAUAACUCACGGCUUCUCCAUGCUCAACGAACUCGCCAACUGCACCGACAAAGCUCCAGAUCUUGUCAGCAUUGCUCCCGCGCCGCCAGCCAUGGUGCAGGACAUUUUAGACUGCUACAAGCCCCUGGAGCUGCAGUCGCGGUCCUUCAUGGGGUCAUAUAGAAAGGCCUUCUUCCCACCGCAACCUCCCCAGCCUACAGCCAAUUACUCAUCCACAAGACAUCCCUCUGCAACGGCAGCCCCGAGUCCACCGAGCCAGCCCGAAACGCCCCCCAUGCUGUCGCCUGAGAGCCCUCAGGUGCAAAUAACCGGCCUGCCGAGCCCCCAGAGCCAGAGUGACCCGUGGUCACCUCGAGCCCCUCCUCCUAGUCCUCGACGACCGCCAGGGAUAAUCCCUUUUACGAAACAUUCCCCAUACUUUCGACCGAAGCUCACCAGGAUUUCCUCACUAGACGAUAUGCCACGCCACUUCACCUCGUGGGAUGAAAUGCGAGACUAUUGGGGACUGGUGCAGCGACAGAUGGUCCGCCACGUUCCGAUGCUGACCAGGGUGACGGCAGAUCUUGCACUUCACAAGACGACCGACCCAGCUGAGUUGGACCGGAAAUUCGCAAGCCUCAAAUCGAACGCAACCUUGUCUAAAUUCAUCGCCGAGUCUCGGUACUGGCUGCAGCGCUGGACCGAGGCGUACGAGCCCAUGUAUCAAGCCGUCCUCCGCGACGCCCAAACCGACCGAGCCCAGUAUCUACAGGCCAUGAGCAUCCGAAUCGAAUAUCUCAUCCUCUACAUCUAUACCACCGUCCCACGAUACUCCAGCCUCAUCACCGUCAAGGGUCUCACGCCACAAUAUCGCGAAAUCAACAGUCUUGCAGAGAUGCUGCUCAAGUCCCGGCCCAACUGCGGCUUUGCCAUGGACGCAGGAUGGACUUGGCCGCUAUUUGUCGUCUCCUUUGGCUGUCGAGACCGGGCCGUUAGAGAAGAUGCAAUUCGAAUCCUGGGCCAGUAUCCUAUCCGCAACGCCCUGAGAGACAGCAGGAUCUUCAGAGCCAUUGCCAUUAAGAACAACGAUACGGAGAUCACAAACGCCAUGGAAGGAGAUGAGAACGAGCAGUGGAUGCGCCUCAGGCGGCGCGAGCUCGUCUUUGAAGACUUUGGUACCAGCAUCAUAUUCCGUUUUGUGCAGAAGAACCCGGCAACUGGAAACUGGGAACUGGUGGAGGAGGCGUCGGACUGGAGCGUUAGACCCGAUGGUCGGCUGAACUGGAGGAGACAACCAAUUUCUGAAUCAGAGUCGAUUCUUUCCGGUGUAUGCUAA